AUGGACACACCACCGCCGCCUCCGCCCCAUGGGACAAAUCCCAAGACGGCCAACCCAAAUCUGCCACCCGGCAAAUAUGACAUCUUCAUCAUCCCUCCACACUCGUCCGGAUCAGGCUUCCUCUAUCUGCCUUCCCUGCAGCCCAAUAUCAACAGUUUCGCAGCGGGCUUCGCCAGUGCCCUGGUCCUUGUCGUGCUCUCGCAGAGCAUGGCGCCGGCCUUUCGGUCCUGGUGGGCCAAUUUCCAGGGAAUGGGCGAUGCGGGAAUGGUGAUCCUCGUGAUUGCUGUCGGCGUGGGAGCUUGGGCUCUCGGCCGGAUCCAGCACGACAAGAACACUGGCAAUGGCGGCAAGAACGGGAGCAACAGUGGACCUGGGGCUGGAGCACCUUCGCCGCCACCGCCGGAGCCCGCAAAGCCGGCACCACCAAAGGAAGCUCCCCGACCACCUACGCCACCACCCGAGCCGCCAAAGCCUCCGCCGCAGGAGCCCCCGAAGCCAGAGCCACCAAAAGUAGCACUGCCGAAACCAGAGCCUCCAAAGGCCGAAGCUCCAAAGCCUGAGCCACCCAAGCCUGAGCCGCCUAAGCCUGAGCCUGAACCCCCUAAACCGGACCCUCCGAAGGCGGAUCCACCCAAGGAGAAGCCGAAGGGCGCUUGGGAGAAGGCUCGGGAGGAGACGCGCCGCCGGGAAGAAGAGCGCAAGGCCAAGGAGGCCGAGCAGAGGCGAAAGGACGAGGUGCAAAGACGGCUCAAGGAGCUACGUGAGAAAGAGGCCCGCGAAAGAGCGAAGCAGCAACGGGAGAAGGAACAAAAGGAGAAAGAGCUCAAGGAGAAGCUUCAGCGCGAGAGAGAAGUUAGGGACGCUCGGCUGGCUGAGGCACGAGAGCGAGAACUUCGAGAGCGUCUCGAGAGGGAGAAGGCUCUGCGAGAGAGGCUCGAGCGGGAAGCCAAGGAGCGGGAGGAGGCUCGUCUGCAGGAGCAAAAGGCCAAGGAAGAGACCGUCAGGAAGAGCACGUAUGCCUUUUCGUCCGUGGGCGAGAAGACCAACCCAUGGCCAAAUGGCAAGCCGCCCGUGCAGGCACAACCCGCUCCGGCGCAGGCACCUCCGUCGCCGGCCAGGCCGAAUCCUACACCGGCCUCGGCAAAGCGCCCCCCGCCGCCGCCGUCCGCCCGUACCUAUGAUGAUGACGCAACGUCGAGCUACUCGUACCGCCCAUACGAUCAGCCGAAAGCGCAUAACCGGCGGAGAUCUGGCGAGACGGUGUUUACCGAGUCCUCGUAUGCUGCGUCCCAGUCGACGGCGCGGUCCACCCCACCACCAUCGAUGCGGAGGCCGUACACGACCAAAGACCCCGACAAGAUUGUCAUCAAGGCCGUGUAUUCGUUUCUCAACCAGUUUUCCAAGACGCCUGCCUCGCAGCUCAUUUCUGGGUUCGGCCCCGUCACUGAUGGGCUUAUCCUGCGCAUAACGACCGAGGGUAUCUUUAUCGACGACGACGUGCGAGGCGUGCCCCAGCGCGAGUGGGACGUCAAGGCGUGGACGCUCAAGACCAUGGAGAUCUGGUGUCCCUCAGCGGCCGAGGUCACCUCGGCCAAGCCCACACAGAAGAGUGCUUCCAGGUGGCGGACCACGACGAGAGGGCCGAGUAGGGUUCUGGGAGGCGAGGAUGCCGACGCCUUCCUUACGGAGCUGCUCCAUGUCUGCCGGGACGAGUGCCGUCUUGAGCUGCACGAGGGCUACGAGCGGCGUUCAGCCAACGGCAGCAGCUCUGGCAAGUGGGAGCAUCGCGGCCUUCACGUGUUGCAGGCUACCAUCCGCGACCAGGAGGGCAAGCGAUACAUGUUUGUGCUCGACGAGGGCGAGGGUUGGAAGGUGGCCGUGGCGCUGCAGCGGCUGCGUAAGGGUACUCAAGCCCGGCAGCUGGGGAUCCAGCCUACCACGGCGGCUGAAGCGCGGGCGACGCUCGAGCUGCUCGGCUGGUAA
Microdochium trichocladiopsis is the source of this 1983-nucleotide messenger RNA. RefSeq lists its product as uncharacterized. NCBI's taxonomy places the organism in Eukaryota, Fungi, Ascomycota, Sordariomycetes, Xylariales, Microdochiaceae. The record is from RefSeq and is a predicted model, not a curated record. Bases 1 to 1983 code for a protein of 660 amino acids. The transcript is spliced from 3 exons.